This is a messenger RNA of Orbilia oligospora ATCC 24927, 393 nucleotides long. RefSeq lists its product as uncharacterized. Lineage: Eukaryota; Fungi; Ascomycota; Orbiliomycetes; Orbiliales; Orbiliaceae. Bases 1 to 393 code for a protein of 130 amino acids. Gene Ontology annotation, molecular function: protein binding. The record is from RefSeq and is a predicted model, not a curated record. The transcript has 2 exons.
AUGGCUUUCGUGGGUCUUCCUCUCCCCCCAGAAUUAGUCGAAAUGGUGGUAGGAUUUCUACCUAGGCGCCGCGAUCUCUGGUCAUCAAGUCUCACCUGCAGACAGCUGAAUUUGAUAUCAACGCCCUCCCUUUACAAAACUAUAAUCCUCGAGUUACAAGAUGACAUAUUGAUAGCCCCAAGCCCGGCAAAGACACGGUACCUACUGUUAAAUCCCCAGCAUCCCAAGGCCCAUCUCGUUAAGGAGUUGGGAAUCGUUGCGAAAUUUGACUCGGUUGAACAGGAGAGCCGACUUUUUAGGAAUUGGAGGACCGAGUCUGCCUCUAUGGCGAAUGAGAUGCUCAUUUUCUUUAUUCGACAUCUUAAAAUCGGUCAGCUACGGACCUUUGUGUAA